This is a messenger RNA of Nasonia vitripennis (jewel wasp), 1763 nucleotides long. RefSeq names its product kynurenine 3-monooxygenase (gene cn). Lineage: Eukaryota; Metazoa; Arthropoda; Insecta; Hymenoptera; Pteromalidae. The coding region runs from base 165 to 1520 and encodes 451 amino acids. The record is from RefSeq and is a predicted model, not a curated record. Gene Ontology annotation, molecular function: FAD binding; NAD(P)H oxidase H2O2-forming activity; kynurenine 3-monooxygenase activity. Gene Ontology annotation, biological process: L-tryptophan catabolic process; quinolinate biosynthetic process; NAD+ metabolic process. Gene Ontology annotation, cellular component: mitochondrial outer membrane. The transcript has 11 exons.
GGAGCAGCUGGUUCAGCGUCGUCGUUUCUUUCGAAAGAUUACGCAAGUCUUCGUUUUUUCGCUAUACUCUCUCGUGUGCCCCCUCACUCCGUGUCUCGUAUACUAUACACAGCUAUACGCAGCCGCAGUGGUCAGCGAACCAGUUCAGUUGACCGUCGGACAGCAUGUCGAGCACGGCCUCCUCUGCCGAGCUCAAUGUCGUCGUCGUCGGGGGUGGACUGGUCGGCGCCCUCGUCGCGAGCUUCUUCGCCAAGCGCGGCCACCGGGUCCGGCUCUACGAGUACCGCUCAGAUGUCCGGGUCGAGUGUUCGAGGGGUGUGAGCAUCGACCUGGCGCUCUCGCAUCGGGGUAGGGAAGCUCUGAGGGCGGUGGGCUUGGAAGACGAGGUUGUCAACCAUCACGGCACCGCUAUGAAGGGACGGAUGCUCCACUUCAGGGACGGCUCGCUCAAGGAGGUCCUCUACGACAGCGUGAACGGCAACUGCAUCUACUCGGUCAACCGAACCCAUCUGAACAAGCUCCUGCUGAGCGCUGCCGAAAAGCAUCCGAACGUGAGCUUGUUUUUCAAGCACAAACUCAUCGACGCCGAUCUCGAUAAAGGGACGCUGAAGUUCAUUAAAAACGAGAGUCGAGAAAUCGUCAACACCGAAGCGGACCUGAUAAUCGGAGCCGAUGGCGCUUAUUCGCUCAUCAGAAGAAUGAUGUCGAAGAGACCUCGCUUCGAUUUCAACCAGAAGUACAUCGAUCACGGCUACGUCGAGCUCUCCUAUCCGCGUGGAAAGGACGACAAGUACAUCAUGAGCGGAAAGCACCUGCACAUCUGGCCCCGGGGCGAGUUCAUGAUGAUAGCUCUGCCUAACGACGACCUCACCUUCACCGGCAACAUCUUCGCGCCGUUCAAGACCCUCGAGAGCCUCAACACGCCCGAGCGUCUGCUGAAGUUUUAUCGCGAGCAGUUCCCCGACGCGCUGCAGCUGAUCGGCGAGGAAAAACUGCUCCGCGAUUUUUUCCAGACGUCACCCAAGACCCUCAUAUCCAUCAAGUGCAAGCCUUACCACGUGGGCAACAAGACGCUGAUAAUCGGCGACGCCGCGCACGCUAUGGUACCGUUUUACGCUCAAGGAAUGAACGCGGGCUUCGAAGACGUUCUCUUACUGGACCAUCUGAUGGAGCUUCACGAGGGCAAUCUGGACAAAGUGCUACCAGGCUUCUCCGAUGCUCGCUGCGACGACGCUCACGCCAUCGUCGAUCUGGCCAUGUACAAUUACCUCGAGAUGCGCGACCUCGUCGCCAAGAAGUCCUUCCUCGCUCGCAAAUACCUGGACGACGCUCUCAACUGGCUCUUCCCGAACAAUUGGAUUCCGCUAUACAGCACCGUCACUUUCUCGAGAAUGCGUUACUGCGAUUGCAUAUCUAACAAAGCUUGGCAAGAUAAGGUAAUCAAGCGAGCUGUUUUUUGCGUAGGAAUAGCGAUACUGGCUGUCGUAACGGCCGCGAUGAUCAGCAGCGUACAGAUUUAGCUCGUCUUUACAGGCUUCAUAUUAUAUAUCAGACUAUUUUUUUCCAACCUUUCGAGCGACAUUCCACGAUGUAUUUCUGUUUUUUUUUUUACUAUAAAAUAAUAGAGAGGCCAAUUAACACCUCUUACAUUUUAUUAAAAAUAUUCCAAGUAUAAAACAACGUGCUCUUAUGGUACAGUGCGUAACGUUCAAUGACAGUGCAAAUAUACUAUGCAAUAGAUGCUUCGAUGAUACAACACGAGA